This is a messenger RNA of Sceloporus undulatus (fence lizard), 1272 nucleotides long. RefSeq names its product arginine vasopressin receptor 1B (gene AVPR1B). The transcript is spliced from 2 exons. Bases 1 to 1272 code for a protein of 423 amino acids. The record is from RefSeq and is a predicted model, not a curated record. Gene Ontology annotation, cellular component: membrane. Gene Ontology annotation, biological process: G protein-coupled receptor signaling pathway; regulation of systemic arterial blood pressure by vasopressin; positive regulation of vasoconstriction. Gene Ontology annotation, molecular function: vasopressin receptor activity; peptide binding. Lineage: Eukaryota; Metazoa; Chordata; Lepidosauria; Squamata; Phrynosomatidae.
AUGGAGAGGAAUACCACUUAUUUCAGCAGCUUCAUAGGUAGCUCUCUGCUGGACGACAUCAAUCCACAGGAUCAGGAUGCCAACCAGACUGUUCUGUACACCCGAGAUGAAGAACUUGCCAAGGCUGAGAUUGGGAUCCUGGCCAUCAUCCUGGCAGUGACUAUGGUGGGAAACUUGGGUGUCCUUCUGGCCAUGUACCGGCUGAGGAAGAAAAUGAGCCGCAUGCACCUUUUUAUCCUGCACCUGGGCCUGACUGACCUGGGUGUGGCUCUCUUCCAGGUGCUUCCCCAGAUGAUUUGGGAAGUGACCUACCGCUUUCAGGGACCUGACCCUCUUUGCAGACUUGUCAAGUACCUCCAGGUGCUGAGUAUGUUUGCUUCCACCUACAUGCUCAUUGCCAUGACGCUGGACCGCUACAUGGCUGUCUGCCACCCGCUGCGCACUCUCCAGCAGACCAGCUGCCAGGCUUACCUGAUGAUUGGCACCACUUGGUUGCUCAGCUGCUUGCUCAGUUUGCCCCAGCUCUUCAUAUUCUCAGUGAGGGAGGUACGCCAAGGUUCUGGUGUGUUGGACUGCUGGGCUGAAUUUAGGUACCCUUGGGGAGCCAAGGCUUACAUCACAUGGAUGACUUUGUGUGUUUUUGUGCUGCCUGUGGCUAUCCUUACCAUUUGCUACAGCUUAAUUUGCCACAAAAUCUGCAAGAAUCUUCGAGGAAAGACUCAAAGUGGUGGUCCCUGUGCAGCAGCAGCUGGCAUUUCCUAUACAUCCACAGGCCAGAAAGGAACAGAGUGCCAUCCUGGCUCCCGGGUAAGCAGUGUCCGUACCAUCUCCCGUGCAAAAAUCCGUACAGUGAAGAUGACCUUUGUCAUUGUACUGACCUAUGUGGCUUGCUGGGCACCCUUCUUCAGUGUGCAGAUGUGGUCAGUGUGGGAUAAGAAUGCACCAGACGAUGAGUCCAGUAAUGUGACUUUUACAAUCACCAUGUUGCUGGCCAGCCUCAGCAGCUGCUGUAACCCUUGGAUUUACAUGUUCUUCAGUGGACAUCUUUUUCAUGAUAUCCUUCACUUUUUUGCAUGCUGUGGAAGCCUUCACUCCAGUCUCAAGAGGCAGUUCUCCAAUGGAAGCCUCUGCAGCCGAAAAACCACCAUCUUGACUCACAGUCCCCAAAGUACCCCAGCUGCAGCUGGAGUUGGGGUUCAGAUGCAGCUGGAGAGCUUGAAAGAUUUCUACCAGCCCUAUGAAGAAAGUGUGAAUGAUUCAGGGAUACUCUAA